This is a messenger RNA of Zingiber officinale, 876 nucleotides long. Its product is annotated as G-type lectin S-receptor-like serine/threonine-protein kinase At2g19130. Lineage: Eukaryota; Viridiplantae; Streptophyta; Magnoliopsida; Zingiberales; Zingiberaceae. Gene Ontology annotation, biological process: recognition of pollen. The record is from RefSeq and is a predicted model, not a curated record. The transcript is spliced from 2 exons. The coding region runs from base 1 to 876 and encodes 291 amino acids.
AUGGCAAUGGCUUCUUCCUGUUCCAGUACCAUCACCUCCGGAGGCGGCAGGUUCGUGCUUGGCUUUUUCACACCACCAGGCAGCACCGGAACGACCUCCUUCAACUACUACAUCGGCAUCUGGUACGAUAAGAUCUCUGCGAUCACCCCAGUGUGGGUGGCCAACAGAGCCACUCCAGUCACCGACACAACCGCGUCGGAGCUUAAGAUCUCUGACGAUGGCAAUCUCAUCAUCCUCAACCAGUUCAAAUCCAUCAUAUGGUCGACCAACGUCACCACCAUCCGAUCCUCCAACUCCACAAUCGUCGCGGUCAUCCUUGACACGGGUAAUCUCCAGCUCAGGGAUGAAUCCAACUCCUCUCUCAUCUUCUGGCAGAGCUUCGAUCACCCCACCGACACUUGGCUUCCCGGCGCCAAGAUCGGGUUCAACAAGCUCACCAGCACGCCCCAACGCCUCACUUCCUGGAAGAACAAAGUUGACCCUUCUCCUGGACUCUUCACUCUCCAGAGUGAUCCAACCGGCGCAACCUCUCAGUAUUUUCUUUUCUGGAAUUUGUCGAAGGAAUAUUGGGCCAGCGGAAUCUGGGACGGACACGUCUUCACUUCUAUCCCCGAGAUGAGCUGGAGAGGCAUCGUCAACUUCGCUUUCAUCAACAACACCGAGGAGAGCUAUUUCAUCUACGCUCCCAAGGAUCCCAACCUCAAGAUUAGAUUUGUCUUCGAUUAUGAGUCCGGCCAGAUGCUUGUUUUGACGUGGAUGGAGAAUACACAAUCAUGGAUGCUCUGCUGGGCUAUUUGCGGGAGCUGCGGAGUAGAGCGCCCUUUCGUAGCUGCGAUAGCAGGCCUUCUUGCAGUUGCGCCAGGGGUUACAGAGUGA